Messenger RNA from Drosophila nasuta, 484 nucleotides. RefSeq names its product male accessory gland serine protease inhibitor-like. The record is from RefSeq and is a predicted model, not a curated record. The transcript is spliced from 2 exons. The coding region runs from base 72 to 320 and encodes 82 amino acids. Lineage: Eukaryota; Metazoa; Arthropoda; Insecta; Diptera; Drosophilidae. Gene Ontology annotation, molecular function: serine-type endopeptidase inhibitor activity.
AUUUGCCACUAGUUAAAAUCACACCUGGUGAAAGGGAAUAAGACUAGGAAUAUUAAUAUUUAAAAAAAAAGAUGAAGUUCUUAUUGCUCAUUUCCAUAUUCGUGGCCUGUGCUGCCCACUGCUUGGCAUUAAAAAACGUUGAAUGUGGCUUACCACCUUUUUUGGAUGGCGAUGGAAUAUUUGCUUGUAUGGCAUAUAUGCCUAGUUGGAGUUAUAAUUUAAAGACAAACGAAUGCGUUAGGUUUAUAUAUGGAGGAUGUGGCGGCAAUAAAAAUCGUUUUGAAAGCAAACAGGAAUGUUUGGCCAGAUGCAAGGAAUGAAGCAAUAAGGACUAUAAGUUUAUAUUAUUUAAUUAGCUUAUUCCGACAAUCCAUAAUAAAUUUUGCAAUUAAUGCAAUUGGUUUUUGUACUUUAAUAAAUUAAAGAUAUUAAAUAAAAGAAGAUAAACGAGAAUUUGGUGUCGACGAUAAGCAUAAUACUUCGU